Scomber japonicus (chub mackerel) is the source of this 1812-nucleotide messenger RNA. RefSeq names its product protein O-mannose kinase (gene pomk). The record is from RefSeq and is a predicted model, not a curated record. Gene Ontology annotation, biological process: protein phosphorylation; carbohydrate phosphorylation; protein O-linked glycosylation. The coding region runs from base 201 to 1253 and encodes 350 amino acids. NCBI's taxonomy places the organism in Eukaryota, Metazoa, Chordata, Actinopteri, Scombriformes, Scombridae. Gene Ontology annotation, molecular function: ATP binding; protein kinase activity; carbohydrate kinase activity. The transcript has 4 exons. Gene Ontology annotation, cellular component: endoplasmic reticulum membrane.
CGACGACAACAACAACAGAGGCACUUGAGUGGAACAAUUUGUUAUAUCAGUGUGCCGUGUGAAUGAUUACACUAUGUGAAACAACGUGGUGUCAGGAUGUGCCCGUUCAGUGUCAAUGUCUCGGCCCACCAGUGAAGGGAUCCACUUGGGGAGGUCAUCUUUGAGGUAGCUGAUUGCAUCUGCACCCUCCACUGUUUCUGAUGCAGAGCACCAUGGGUCGGAGCAGCAGCAGCACAAUCUCCUACAGUGUUCCAGUGGUGGUGUUAUGCCUUGCUGCUUUACUCCUCAGCAACAUAUUGCUCUACCUGUAUCUGGACUCUGUGUAUCAGACUAAUGAACAGCUGCUGGCCUCUUAUAUAGGCUGUACACCUCAAAACUUUAAAAUGAUGACCAUGAAGAAUUGCACCCCCUGGCUUCAAUGUUCACAGAUAGAUGCCGAAGUACACAAGUUGAGGCUCAUCGGCCAGGGAGCAGUUAAGAAGGUCUAUCUGGCAGAGUGGAGGGGUCAGAAGGUGGCUUUGUCCAAACUAUCUUCUCUCGAUUACGUGGAGGAUUUUCUCCACGGGCUGUCCAUGUUACAGACCCUGCAGGGUCCUCAGGUUGUACAAUUGGUGGGGUUUUGCCUUGAAGACCAUGCCUUGGUCACGGAGUACCACCCACUUGGCUCAUUGCUUAAUUUGGAUGGUGUUCUCGCACAAGAACAUCAACAACGAUACAACACAUGGCAGAACCGACUGAUGCUGGCUAUAGAUUACGUCUCUAUCCUCCAUUACCUCCAUAACAGCCCAGCUGGGCGACGGGUCAUGUGUGAUUCCAACAGCCUGGAGAAAACUCUCUCUCAGUUUCUGCUGACAAGUGACUUUCACCUAGUAGUGAACGAUCUGGAUGCAUUGCCUGAGGUGGACCCAUCCAGAGGCUUAUUGGUGAAAUGUGGCCACCGGGAGCUCACUGGGGACUUUGUUGCACCAGAACAGUUGUGGCCUUUAAGAAAUAAAGGAAAGCCUUUUUCAGAUGAUCUCAUGACUGAGUAUGAUGAAAGAACAGACAUCUGGAAAAUUCCAGAUGUGACACAGUUCCUGAUGGGAAGGGUACCUGGAGGGGAUUUAGUCCACUUCCAUCUUUUUCACAUUCACAAGGAGUGUAAGAAGGAAGACCCUAAGCUCCGCCCUUCCGCUCUGGAUGUUUUGAAAGAAUACAAGGUAGUCUAUAACAGCAUGGUGCGAGACAAUGCUGGGUUUAGAGAAAUGCUCUAGAAUAAUAACUCAUUUAAAAAGACCAUGAAAUUACAUUAAAAGUACAGGUCUGUAUAGUACUCUAUGCAAGUGAUUAUUCAUGCUGUCCAGGUACCUUGCUAAUCGAACCCACACAGUUUGACUAGACUUAACUUUCCCAACUCAUGUCUGGCUGACUUCAGACACACUGAAAAAAGGACAAAUAUGAAAAGAAAGUUUUGGCAAUUUUAACCAAUAUUGACAUAGAAGGUUGAUCUUAUUAUCAAAAUGACACAAAAUGCUGUUGUAAGAACAUAAACAGUGAAAAAAAGACAUGAACAUUCCUGGGUUUUUUGUCUUUCUUUUUGGAAUUACUAUUGUUGUUUAUUUUGAGUUGCAUUCAGUGAGAAAAUGCUAUUUUUGUCAUCAUCAUGAGGUAUAUACCUGUAGACAAAAUUAAGGUCAGAACCUUGCAAAUGGCUUGGUUUUGUGUCUUUUUUCAGAAAUAGUGUCAUACUGGGCUGCAUUCAUUGACAAUCUUUGAAAACCACACAAAAGGCUGCUUUAAGAAUAGAAACAGUGAAAACAGGACAGCUACAAA